GUAUCCGUAUCAUUAUAGUGAUCCGUAAAUUAUUAGCAUCGCUUGUUGUUCUUCGGAGUAAACAUGGAGGGAGUGGAUUAUCUUGCUGAGGAGCGGAAGAAGGCGGAGUUCGAUGUAGAGUCGAUGAAAGUUGUGUGGGCUGGUUCGCAGCAUGCCCUCGAAGUUUCGGAUCGUAUUUCCAAGCUUGUGGCUAAUGAUCCAGCUUUCCGGAAGGAUGACAGAACAAUGCUAUCAAGAAAGGAAUUGUUCAAGAAUACUCUCAGGAAGGCAGUUUAUGCAUGGAAACGGAUAGUUGAACUCCGUCUAUCUGAAGAAGAGGCAUCUAGAUUAAGGUUUUAUGUGGACGAACCAGCUUUUACUGAUCUUCACUGGGGAAUGUUUGUUCCAGCCAUAAAGGGCCAGGGUACUGAUGAACAGCAGCAAAAAUGGUUGCCUUUGGCCUAUAAGAUGCAAAUAAUUGGCUGCUAUGCACAAACUGAACUUGGCCAUGGCUCCAAUGUGCAAGGUCUUGAAACCACUGCUACAUUUGAUCCUCGUACAGAUGAAUUUGUGAUUCACAGUCCUACACUGACUUCAAGCAAAUGGUGGCCUGGUGGACUAGGCAAAGUGUCUACACAUGCUGUAGUUUAUGCUCGUCUUAUUACAGAUGGCAAAGACCAUGGGGUUCAUGGAUUUAUUGUCCAACUCCGGAGUUUGGAGGACCAUACACCUCUUCCAGGAAUAACUGUCGGUGAUAUCGGAAUGAAAUUUGGUAAUGGAGCAUACAACACGAUGGACAAUGGCUUACUGAGAUUUGAUCAUGUCCGCAUUCCAAGAAAUCAAAUGUUGAUGAGGGUUUCACAGGUUACUAGGGAAGGAAAGUAUAAGCAGUCUAAUGUGCCACGGCAGUUAGUUUAUGGGACUAUGGUGUAUGUCCGGCAAACAAUUGUAGUGGAUGCUUCUUCUGCUUUGUCAAAGGCUGUUUGUAUUGCUACAAGAUAUAGUGCUGUGCGGAGGCAAUUUGGAUCACAGAAUGGUGGCCCUGAGACUCAGGUAAUUGACUACAAAACUCAGCAGAGUAGACUCUUCCCUUUGCUAGCUUCCGCUUACGCCUUUAGAUUUGUUGGUGAGUGGUUGAAAUGGCUAUACACGGAUGUAACCCAAAGAUUGCAAGCCAAUGACUUCUCAACACUGCCUGAGGCUCAUGCAUGCACUGCAGGGUUGAAGUCCCUGACUACUUCUGCCACUGCUGAUGGAAUUGAAGAAUGUCGAAAGCUAUGUGGAGGCCAUGGUUACCUAUGUAGCAGUGGGCUUCCCGAAUUAUUUGCUGUUUAUGUUCCUGCUUGUACAUAUGAAGGAGACAACAUUGUUCUUCUUCUACAGGUUGCUAGGUUUCUCAUGAAGACUGUUUCCCAGCUUGGAACUGGGAAACAGCCAGUGGGAACUAUUGCUUAUAUGGGAAGAAUAGAACAUCUAAUGCAAUGCCGUUGUAAUGUUAAACAAGCUGAGGAUUGGUUAAAUUGUGAUCAAGUUAUGGAGGCAUUUGAGGCAAGAGCUGCUAGAAUGUCUGUUUCCUGUGCUCGAAAUCUGAGUAAAUAUGCUAAUCCAGAAGAAGGCUUUGCAGAGCUAUCUGCUGAUCUAGUAGAGGCAGCUGUCGCUCAUUGUCAAUUAAUUGUUGUAUCCAAGUUUAUUGACAAACUGCAACAAGAUAUUCCCGGUGAAGGGGUCAAACGACAACUAGAGGUGCUUUGUGGUAUCUAUUACCUAUACCUUCUUCACAAGCACCAGGGUGACUUCCUCGCCACCAGCUAUCUCAAUCCUAAGCAGGCUGCACUUGCUAACGAUCAGCUCAGAGCACUGUAUUCCCAGGUUCGUCCGAACGCCAUUGCUCUUGUGGAUGCCUUCAAUUACACUGACCACUUCCUUGGUUCAAUUCUGGGCCGCUAUGAUGGUAAUGUUUAUCCGAAGCUUUAUGAGGCUGCUUGGAAGGAUCCUUUGAAUGAAACUGUCGUACCUGAUGGCUACAAUGAAUACAUGAGGCCUUUGCUCAAGCAACAACUUCAUAGUGCUAGAUUAUAGAAGUAUACGUUCAAUAUGUCAUCGUCUUGUUUGCUGAAAAUAAAAUCCUAUUUAGGUUGUGAUAUCUGUAAAAUUGCAAUAAACUUAUAGGGUAAAAGUGUAUACGCAAGCCGGGAAGAUUCCUGCGUGACGAAAGUAGUGUGGAAUUAUAGUUAUAGUUAUCUGACACUAUUACCUGAACUAGUAAUAAACACCUCCGUUGGAUGUGACU
Messenger RNA from Sesamum indicum (sesame), 2269 nucleotides. Its product is annotated as peroxisomal acyl-coenzyme A oxidase 1. Gene Ontology annotation, cellular component: peroxisome. Lineage: Eukaryota; Viridiplantae; Streptophyta; Magnoliopsida; Lamiales; Pedaliaceae. Gene Ontology annotation, biological process: lipid homeostasis; fatty acid beta-oxidation using acyl-CoA oxidase; long-chain fatty acid metabolic process. Gene Ontology annotation, molecular function: acyl-CoA oxidase activity; fatty acid binding; FAD binding. The record is from RefSeq and is a predicted model, not a curated record.